This is a messenger RNA of Peromyscus leucopus (white-footed mouse), 2174 nucleotides long. RefSeq names its product non-compact myelin associated protein (gene Ncmap). The coding region runs from base 382 to 684 and encodes 100 amino acids. The transcript has 6 exons. NCBI's taxonomy places the organism in Eukaryota, Metazoa, Chordata, Mammalia, Rodentia, Cricetidae. The record is from RefSeq and is a predicted model, not a curated record. Gene Ontology annotation, biological process: peripheral nervous system myelin formation; regulation of myelination. Gene Ontology annotation, cellular component: paranode region of axon; plasma membrane; Schmidt-Lanterman incisure. Gene Ontology annotation, molecular function: structural constituent of myelin sheath.
GGGGCGGCCACGGAGUCGGGGAGCGCGGUCGGCGGGAGGCGGAGCGGGCGUGCCAAACAGGUGUGCACACAGUUUAUGCAGUGUUGGGGGGACUGAACCCGGCGCUGCUUCAUACACGUUAGGCGAGAACAUUCCCGGCGGGGCUACGUCCCAACCCUGUGAUAGAUGGACGGCUUUCAUGGGUUACGGAACAGAGAUGCCAUUGAGAGCCCUCGCUGCCCGGGUGAGGCGAGAUCGGCUCUCGGGUUGCACACUGUUCUUGAAAGAGAAGUAGCUGACCCGCUGGCACCUGGAACCCAGCACCCAGGAGGUGAACCCAGACGGACCUGAGGAGGAGCCUGUGUCCUGUGUCCUUGGGAGGCUGCUCACUGCGGGAUCAAGAUGACCACAGCCACCACUUUGGGGGACGCUGUCUUCUCGCUGAACAUGACCAGAGGAGAAGACUUCCUGUAUAAGAGUUCUGGAGCCAUCGUGGCUGCCAUCGUGGUGGUGGUCAUCAUCAUUGUCGCCUUGGUUCUGAUCCUGCUGAAGAUGUACAACAGGAGAAUGAGGACCAGGCGGGAGCUGGAGCCCAAGAGCCCGAAGCCACCUGUGCCUCCUGCCCUGGACCCAAACAGCAACGGUGGCCAGCAGCCUGCGACUGUGACCUUCAACCCUGCAGACAACCAAGUGGAGACUCGGUGACCCUGCUCCACGCCAUCCCUGCCUCUGCAGAGCUUUUACGACCCAGAAACACUCUUCUGGCAGCUUCACUGAGUUCUUUCUGGUUGGGUAAACUGAGGCACCUUUCAUAUAGCCCCUGCAGCUUGAAGCCAUCCUUAACUAUGUUCUGCUCUGGCCUCCCAGCUGUGUCCAUAUCCCUGCUGCCACUGUACCAAAGAGCUAAGGACAUUCUUUAGGACAUUGUCACCUGAUGAGAAGCACCCUGCUGGGGAUACUGGUGUGAGUCUGUUUGUUGCCCCACAAAUGCUACAGCUAGACAGCUAAACAAAUAGACAGACAGACAUCCGAGUGUUCUGGUCAGGGGUCAGGGAGUGCUAAUGAUAAUGUCACCCAGGGUCUGCCACUGGGAGCAUCUUGAGCGUCAUAUCCACAACUUGGCGGAACAGAUUCUCAAUCCCAUGUCAGGUGCAAGGAAACUAACUUGGACUAACUAAGCACAAAACCAACUUGGUAAUGACUAACCUAUUCCAGGACUAGAUGACCACUAGCCAGCUCAUGAUGGCUGGUUAGAUCGCUCUUCCCCCUUAAGGGACAAAGGGUACAAGAGGCUGGACUUGGUGGCACAUGCUUGUCAUCUCAGCACUCAGUAGAGGCAGGAACAUUGUGAUUACAAGGCCAGCUUUGGCUGCACAUGGAGAUAUUUAACUAAAAAAAAAAAAAUUACAGAAUAAACAGUGCUCUCCAAAAAAUUCUACUUUAUUAAUAGUCAGGAGAAGAUGUCCCAAGGAGCAGAGGCUAUCUCUAGGGUGAGGGGCAGAGGCUAGCUCUAGGAUGAGGGGCAGAGGUUAGCUCUAGGGUGAGGAGCAGAGGCUAGCUCUAGGGUGAGGAGCAGAGGCUAGCUCUAGGGUGAGGAGCAGAGGCUAGCUCUAGGGUGGGGAGCAGAGGCUAGCUCUAGGGUGAGGAGCAGAGGCUAGCUCUAGGCUGAGACAUUGUUACGAUGCCCAUGCCUGGGUUGUGUGGUAGCUGCUCAAGAGACCCUUCCUUCUGCCCCAGGUGGACUAACCCCGCUCCUCAUUUUCUGGCUCCCUUUUAUUUGGGUGCUAAGCUCCCUUGAGAGUCCCCUUGCCUCCUGGACAAGCCUUUUGAGGCCCAUUAAACUCUGCAUUUCCUGUGUCCUUCCUGCACCUUGCAGAGACAGUGAACGCACACAGAGACAACCGAUCCUCUGUGCCAGCUGACCUCCAAGCUCUGGGCCGGAAGACGGUCCACUAGCAGGGACAAACAUUUGGAAUUAAGAUUGACAUCCACGCUGUACUCUCUUAUUGACCUUGAAAAGGUGAUUCCAAGGCUCAUGUGAUGACUCAGUGGGUACAUGUAACCAAGUCUGACCACCUAAGUUCGAUCUUCAGGACCCACACGGCGGAGAAGAGAACGGGUUCCUGUAAACUACCCUCUCGUGUCUACAUGUGUGUUGUGGUGCACCACAAACACAAUAAACAAAUUAAAUAUAA